AUGAAAAUCCCAGUCCUGUUCGCCGCUGCCAUUUUCACUGGCCGUGCAACCGCUUUCUGGGGCCAACUGAAGGCCGGUCCGUACAAUGACGGCGAAGGUGGAAUGAUUGCCCAAGAUAUCUACGUUACCGAUUACAAUACCGGCUCCGUCUAUUACACUCUUCUUGAUGGCGGCUUUGAUGCUUGCGCUACUGGCCAAUGCGAUGUGUUCUUCCAGGAAGAAAGUGGCGACAAGAGCUACUACUUCAGCGCUAGACUUUGGAGAACAACCAACGGAUGCCACAAUAUCGACUUUUUGGGUGCUUUGGAUGCUCACCAUGGAUACUGCUGUGGUUCUCUCCCUUGUGACAUUGCUGCAUAG
Penicillium concentricum is the source of this 360-nucleotide messenger RNA. RefSeq lists its product as uncharacterized. Bases 1 to 360 code for a protein of 119 amino acids. The transcript is spliced from 2 exons. NCBI's taxonomy places the organism in Eukaryota, Fungi, Ascomycota, Eurotiomycetes, Eurotiales, Aspergillaceae. The record is from RefSeq and is a predicted model, not a curated record.